AUGAAGGACGAGAAAGAUGAUGCCGAAUUUGUGCUGCCUUUGGAUAAUCUUCCAUCCAGAUGCUCAUCUUUGGGUUGCUCCUCUCGUUUGUACUACUACAGGCGAACCACGGAAGGGGUUCCCUUUCAGUGGGAGAUGCAACCGGGGACCCCCAAGGAUCAGCCAUACACGGAGGCUGUUACGCUGCUCAUCACUCCACCGCCGGCUGCGCUCAGCCUACGCCCGCCGAAGCCAGCGAGGACUCAGGGUAAACAAUCGUUGUUUCUGUUGUUUAGGCCGUGGAGGAAGCAGUCCAAGUCCAAGAAGCAUUCUUGUCUGUCGGAUGAGUUUGAGGAUGGACGUUCGAGAUUUGGGUCUUGUGGGUCCCAAUGUGAGUUUAUCCAAUCACCAUGCCAGCCAAAAUCUUCUUCUUCUUCUUCUUCUUGGUCGUCGUUGCCGGCGGCGGAAUCUUCCGCUCACCGGCGGUUGGGAUGCGGUCCGUGGAGGAUCAACCCACUAAGAAUUGCUAUUGGAAGGCGAGUUUGAUUUCAAAUAUUCUCUCCUUUCUUUAUUGCU
This is a messenger RNA of Cucurbita pepo subsp. pepo (vegetable marrow), 555 nucleotides long. RefSeq lists its product as uncharacterized. NCBI's taxonomy places the organism in Eukaryota, Viridiplantae, Streptophyta, Magnoliopsida, Cucurbitales, Cucurbitaceae. The record is from RefSeq and is a predicted model, not a curated record.